CGCUACAUCUACGUUGGCGUUGUGUCGUCACGAGCCCGAGAUGCUGUAACGCUUCAGUCGCCAUUUCAUUCUCUAAGGGUCAACACGCGGUUUUUGUCUCAGAGUGACAAGAAGGCUCCACGAUGGUGAAAAUAUUCAUUGGGAACUUAUCACAGAAGACUACAUCGGAUGAACUUCGCUCCCUCUUCUCCCAGUAUGGGAAAAUUGCAGAGUGCUCCAUUGUCAAGAACUUUGGGUUUGUACACAUGGACAACAAAGCUGAGGCAGAGGAGGCCAUCCGCAACCUUCAUCAUUACAUGCUGAAUGAUCAGCCCCUUAAUGUAGAACUGAGCCACGGCAAGUCCAAAGGAUCUACCAAACUGUAUGUCGGCAACAUUGGAUGCACCAAUCAGGAGCUGAGGGCCAAGUUUGAAGAGUUUGGUGCUGUGGUGGAGUGCGACAUCGUUAAAAACUAUGCUUUUGUUCACAUGGAGCGAAUGGAGGAUGCCGUGGAGGCCAUUAAUCAGUUGAACAACACAGCCUUUAAAGGCAAACUGAUGAGCGUGAAGCUUUCGACUAGCCGCCUGCGUACUGCGCCGGGAAUGGGAGACGGAGCGGGUUGUUAUCGUUGCGGGCAGGAAGGCCACUGGUCCAAAGAAUGUCCUCUAGACCAAAAUGGCUACCACAGAAACAGCUCGGAGCCAAAGUCUGAUGGAUACAGUGCCUCGAGAUUUGGCGGGCGUGAUCGCAGCCGGGAUUAUCAGGACUUCGGCGGUGAUCCAGAUUACGCCGGUACCUAUGCACAUGGUUUCUCCCGGGGUUCCGGUCAAAGCAGCAUGACCGAUUACAGAGGAGGCGCAGGCUAUGAGAGCGCAGUGAGAUAUGGGCCACAUCCCGGGUACGCCAUAAACGCCAUUGCUGAUCAUAACAUGGCUCGGAUGUACGGCAGCGAGGCGGCAUACAGGACCAACGGCUCGCUCUAUGGCGCGGUACCAGCCUUCUCGGUGCGACGGUCGUCUUACGAGGAAAGGGAUCCGUACGGGGUCGUGGACUACUACGAGAAGUACAGGGCCAAUACUUACGGAGACAGUUAUUUCGAGGAACGCCAUGGUGUCGCCUUGUCUGCUUCAACAACCACCUCCUCUGCAGCUUUGAGGGAUCGUCUGCCCCCCUCUAGCGUCGACCCAUACGAGUGCCCUCCCCUCCCUCCUCCACCGGCCCCAGUCUCCUCAUACUACUCACGUGACCGGAGUCCGAUACGGAGAGUCGCUGGCGAGACGGGUGGAUAUACAUAUGAGCGUUCGCGCCUUUCCCCAGUGACCACCCACCCUAGAAGUUCUGCCUAUGACCACGCGCGGGAUCCUGCCGCUGAUCGGGCACGAUAUGCAUACUAACCCAUGUCUGCUACAGCUAGCUGACUAACGUUGAGCUGGUAGGGCAGCUUAAGCCACUGGAACCACCUAACGUCAGUUCGUAUAUGCUUUGAUCCGAUACCAGGUCAUAUAGCUGUUUCCUUAUUUACCUUUUGUGAUAUUUGUGCAGUUCUGAGAGUUUUUAGCUUCUUUUUUUUUCUUCUCAGUACAGGUGCGAGGUUUACCUACGACCUAGUUUAAUUCGUGGUAUAAUAGCAGCUGAAGGACACAUGUUGAUAUACUGUUGUUAGUGCAUGGCCAUGGUGAGUCUAUAAAACCUUCCAGUGUUUAACUAUGUGCAUUGUAGUGAAAGUUGUCCUGCAGCCUCCAGCAUUACUGCACAAUAAUCAGAGGUGACGUCAGAUCCCGGUUCAGUGCUUCUUAACUAACUUCUGGUAAAUUGUUUCACCUUUUAGUUUAAAUUUUGGAUUAUAUUGAUUUGACACGAUGUCAAAGAAACCUUUUUCUUUUUCUUAUUCAGAGUUUUGUGUUAUCUUUUUAAACAUCGCUGUGAUAAAUAAAAGACUUCAGCUCAUCUUGUAAUGUCACGUUACACUGAUCUCUGUUUCUCAUGUUUCUUUUCCUCCUUGGGACUUUUUAAUUAAAAGUUUGAAACCUGAA
Melanotaenia boesemani (Boeseman's rainbowfish) is the source of this 2012-nucleotide messenger RNA. Its product is annotated as RNA-binding protein 4.1-like. Gene Ontology annotation, molecular function: mRNA binding; zinc ion binding. NCBI's taxonomy places the organism in Eukaryota, Metazoa, Chordata, Actinopteri, Atheriniformes, Melanotaeniidae. Gene Ontology annotation, cellular component: cytosol. The record is from RefSeq and is a predicted model, not a curated record. The transcript is spliced from 3 exons. Bases 123 to 1373 code for a protein of 416 amino acids.